Messenger RNA from Saprolegnia diclina VS20, 957 nucleotides. RefSeq lists its product as hypothetical. The transcript has 5 exons. Bases 24 to 833 code for a protein of 269 amino acids. The record is from RefSeq and is a predicted model, not a curated record. NCBI's taxonomy places the organism in Eukaryota, Oomycota, Saprolegniomycetes, Saprolegniales, Saprolegniaceae.
GUCCAAUUUCCGCCUUCUUCAAUAUGCCAUCUUCUUCCGUUGCCGACCUCAGCAGCAUCUUGACGUGCUCGAUCGCAGUCCUCGGCGCCAUGUACCCGCAAGAUACCCAUCUCAUGGAGCUUGGCAGCAUCGUCGGCGUCCCCGAGGUAGCCGAGCCCCAGAAGCCGACGGCCCCCAUCAAGUUUAUGGGCACGCGACUGCGUUGCAUGGAGCUCGAAGAGAAACUGGCUGCGCUGAUAGCCAAGCUCACGUCGGUCACGUACCCCUUCAAAGACGACGUGUUCGACGCCAUGUCUUCACUGCGCCAGCACGACCAGAUGCUGUGCGAGCUCGAAGAGUACAUUUCCGCAGAUCUCCCUGCGAAGGAAGAGUUCCUAUACGGCAACUGCGCGAACAUGCGCGCGACGAUCCGCGAGACUAUGCAGUACCUGCAAGUGCAACUCCAGACGACGUUUGACGCCAAGGGCCAAGCCGAUUACCUCAUGCGGCCCCUCCGUCGCAAAGUCCACCACGCGCGGAAGCUUCUCACGGUCCUUCGGAAAAAGGUGUUUUUACACAACGACUCGACAGACGUGGGCGUCCAGCUGCAUACGAUCGAAGCGCUGCUCCUCGACGCGGAAGAGACCGAUCUGCAGUUUGACUGCCACGCCUUCCAUUACGGCCGCGAUCUCUUAAUAGAAGAAAAGGACCGCAUCAUUGCCGAGUGGAAGCUCGUGCGCCGGGACAUUCGCCAAGUGCGGCGCGCGACCAAAGAAGGGCCAGCUUCGUCGUCGUCGCCGUCCAGCAGCAGCAGUCUCCUCGAGUUCCGCGCCGCGUCGCCAUGCCAGUACUAAUCCAUGCUCGUGCUUGCAACAGUGGAAGAGACAAGAAAGGCGAUUCGAUGUCGUUUGCACGCAAUACAUUGUUUUUGUCUUUUUGUCGUUGGACAACCUUGCACUAAUUUUACACCAACCCGCG